This is a messenger RNA of Plasmodium cynomolgi strain B, 2754 nucleotides long. RefSeq lists its product as hypothetical. Lineage: Eukaryota; Apicomplexa; Aconoidasida; Haemosporida; Plasmodiidae. The coding region runs from base 1 to 2754 and encodes 917 amino acids. The transcript is spliced from 2 exons. The record is from RefSeq and is a predicted model, not a curated record.
AUGGAAUCAGUAGAUCCAGAAUUGUAUGAAAGUCUAAGCGGGUGCAUCGAAAAUGAAAUUAAGGAUAACUAUUUGGAUUCCAUGAUUGAUUGCAGUGAAGAAGAUUAUCACUCGGAGGAUGUACAUUACGAAAGAGAUGAUUUAAGUGAAGAAACAAAAAGAAAAAAAUAUCACACAUAUGGACGGAAAUAUACAGACAAAGAUUUCCAAGGAGAUAAUGUAAACAAAUACUAUCAACAUUUGCCUAUAUAUUAUGAUGGAGAUAACAACGAUGGACCGAUAAAAAAAUUCAAAAGAGUUUACAAAGCGAAUAAGAUAGAAAAUUUGGAGAGAAAUAUUCGAGAAGAAGAUCUGUACUAUCCAUCUGUUCCUGUACAUUGGAAGGUCUAUGUGUGUCUUUUCUUGGACAAAAAAUAUAAUUAUGAAAAUGAUAAUGAUAAAAAAAUUUUUGAAAAAUUUAAUAAAAAUAUACGCCACAGGUACGUUUUGGAAUUCCUCUCUUGGGUUAAGCUUUCCACAAGAAUAUACCAAAACACUUCCAAAGUCUUGAUGCUGUUUAAUUUGAAGAAAAAGGAAAAUAUUUUUGGAAACCUGCUCUUCUUCACGUCUGUAAAUCUACACUAUGCUGAUAUGUUUGUUAAAUCCAAUCCUUAUGUGAAGCUGGGACUUUGUGAGGAGUUAUACAUAUAUGCUUACCAACAGAAUAAUGACCAUUUUUUACUGGGUACUUUUCCCAACUUGUUCCUACAGAAAAAUUAUUUAUUUCUCAAAUUUUUUAAUUUGGAUAAGUUGGACCAUAUAAACACCCUGUACGAAAAGCACAUGCGUUUUUUUAUACGUUCUAAUAUGAUUUUCAAAUUGGGUUUAUUGAAAAAGGCUGCCAAGGAUAAUAUGAAGGAUUUGUUUUUAACUCCUAGCCAAUAUUUGCCCAUUACGGAGUCGCAGACAAGGAGCGUGCUGGCCAAGUUCGACCGGGAGAUGGGUGCCUUCGAGCGCUGCUCUGCCGUGGAGGUCAACUCGGACCGCAGCAUUCGCCGCGUGCACACUGCGGGUGGUCAAGCGGUCGGUGAACCGCAAGCCGCGGACUCGGCCAACAGCGGUGAAGGCGGUGAAGGCGGCGAAAGCGGCGAAAGUGGCGAAAGUGGCGAAAGCGACGAAAGCGACGAAAGCGAUAACGUAGACAAUGCCGCCAGCCGCGAUAGUGCCGCCAGCCGCGAUCACGGUGCCCCCCCCCGGAGGUUCGCGCGCGACUGCCUGGCCGAGCUGACCAUCGCCAACUGCAGGGACGAGGAGGAGGCGCGCGAGUUCCUGGAGAAGGACCCCUACACCAGGUGUUGCCUCUACGAGAGCAUCUUUUUCUGCGAAGUGCGCGAAGUAGCGCCGCACGUGAAGUACACAGAGGGGUACAUGCCGAAGGCUAAGUCCUAUUUGGACUACCACUACGACCUGGAUAACAAUUUAAACCCAAACUACUGUCUCGAGGACAAGCCGGAGUACAUGGGGAACAGGAGCCUUGCCCAGAAGAAGCUCGAAAAUCACGAAAGGGUGGACUUUGACAUUUUGGACACGUUCAUCAAGUUGAAGUACACCAACCGGGAGGUCGAGUGCGGGGAGGAGCUGGCAGAAGGGUUAGCGGCGGACGAGGGGGGGACAGCAGCAGGUGGAUUGGCAGCAGCAGGUGGACUGCUAAAAGCAGAGCGUGCAUCCGAAGCCGAAGUCGAAGUACCCCCUCCCCCAACCACGCUCUUCAAACCGAGGAAGAACCAAAAAAGGAUAAACAAACGAUACAGGGUAAAAAUUGUUGACUACGAUAACGACUACAUGGAGUACCUAUGCAACGUGCAAAACAACAAAAUAGUGCACGUGAGGAAGGAAGAGAGGGAUGUGCCAGUGGGUGAGGAGACGACCCCUUGCCUGUCGAGAGACAUUUACGACGUCCUGGUGAAAGACAUGAAGGACCCAAAUAUUUACCGGAAGAAGGAUAUCAUUUUAGUGGAUAACACUCUGCAAUUUUUUGAUCAUCUUUUUUUUAAAGACUACCUGUCCAAUUUUGUAUACAUUUCUCUCCCACCUGGUGAAUUCAUCGAAGAACCAUAUGCCAUCAAAGACGAAAAAAAUUAUGAUUUUACGAUCUUCAACAAUUCGCUAGCUAGCCAAGAAGACUUCCUAAAGAGACAGAACUAUCAGCCGAGGUUCCUAAAAGGUAUAUGGUUGAGGAAGGAUCAGUCAAAGAUUUUAUUUUACGACAAACAGAAUAAUGCACUCAUGUAUGGCACAGGAAUCGAUAAGACUUUCUCUUGGGACAAGAAGGUUAAUCAUCGCGUUAUGAAGAGGGCAUUGAUAAAUAUGGAGAUCGCUUUGGAAAAAAUUCGACAGGGGAGUUGCGUGUUGAAUGAUGAUAUUACUGUGAAUCAGGAAACUAAUCGCACUGUAAAGGAGUACACGGACGAGUACACGUCGUUCGAGCGACGGUUCACGUCCCCGCAUAACCAACUGGUUUCAUCGGAGGGCUACCCGGACUACAAGCCACCCCCAGGACUGGAGUACCUCAACCCGCACAUCUGGGAGAAGACGCCCGAGGAGCACAAGGAGCUGAUGCUGGACACGGAGCGCGUGCAAAAGAUCCACUCGAAGUUUUUGAAGAAGCUGGAGCUGUACAAAGCGUCGAUUGACGACGACCCCUUCACGCAGGAGGUACCCACGGAGAGCGACAUCUUGGGGAAUAACAACAAGGUGCAGGUGGAGUACCUGUGA